Messenger RNA from Archocentrus centrarchus (flier cichlid), 621 nucleotides. RefSeq lists its product as uncharacterized. Gene Ontology annotation, molecular function: ubiquitin-like ligase-substrate adaptor activity. The coding region runs from base 1 to 621 and encodes 206 amino acids. The record is from RefSeq and is a predicted model, not a curated record. The transcript has 4 exons. NCBI's taxonomy places the organism in Eukaryota, Metazoa, Chordata, Actinopteri, Cichliformes, Cichlidae. Gene Ontology annotation, biological process: intracellular protein transport; proteasome-mediated ubiquitin-dependent protein catabolic process. Gene Ontology annotation, cellular component: Cul2-RING ubiquitin ligase complex.
AUGCAGGACUACCGUAACGAGGUGAAGGAGUUUUUCUCUGGAGAUGAGCAGCUGGCUUCUGAAAUUGAGUUUGUUCUGAAGACAGCAGAAAAGGAGCGAGAGAUGCUGGAGCAGAUGAACACCUGCAGCCUGGCAGGAGAUAUGCCGCCACCCAGAGACCCUAUGCUGCAGUUAGUCUCCCUCCAACAGGCGUCUGGCUGCUGGCUGCUUGAUCCAGCUCUGGCUGCUGCGCUGGGAAAGACCAUCGAGGAGGUGGAAAAGUCAAAGCCUGCAAUGGUGGGGUUUUGUAAGAAACUGUUUGGAGAGGGUUACAGUGGGCUGGAGUAUGACUACCGAGGCCUGAUCAAACUCUACAACUCAGUGGGGAACUAUGAGAAGGUGUUUGAAUACCACAACGUACUGUCCAACUGGAACCGGCUGAGGGACCGGCAGUUUGCAGUGGCAGAUGCCCUGGAGGACGUCAACACUUCACCCCAGCAGACCCAAGAGUGUAGCUCAGAACUCCAGGAGCAUCAUCACAGAAAAGAAGCCAUGUUCUCCAGAGCUACAUACACGACAGCAUCUGUGGAAUAUGUGCACAUCCAUCAGCAUCAUCGCUCUGCAGAUCACAGCUGGAAAUAG